GGCCACUGCCCCUGUUCAAGGGGCCCAGUAACCAUGCCUACCUCCCUAGGCUCAUCUUUGGCACCCUGUACCCAGCCUAUUCUUCCUACAAGGCCGUGAAGACAAAAAACGUAAAGGAAUAUGUGAAAUGGAUGAUGUACUGGAUCGUCUUUGCCUUCUUCACCACAGCAGAGACACUCACGGAUAUCGUGCUCUCCUGGUUCCCCUUCUACUUUGAGCUCAAGAUUGCCUUCGUGAUAUGGCUGCUGUCCCCUUACACCAAGGGCUCCAGCGUGCUCUACCGCAAGUUCGUGCACCCAACACUGUCCAACAAGGAGAAGGAGAUUGACGAGUACAUCACGCAGGCCCGAGACAAAAGCUAUGAGACCAUGAUGAGGGUGGGCAAAAGGGGCCUGAACCUGGCCGCCAAUGCUGCGGUCACAGCUGCUGCCAAGGGCCAGGGGGUGCUGUCAGAGAAGCUCCGAAGCUUCAGCAUGCAGGACCUGACCCUGAUCCGGGAUGAGGAUGCACUGCCCCUGCAGGGGCCUGAUGGCCGCCUCCGACCCGGCCCUGGCAGCCUCCUGGACACCAUCGAGGACUUAGGAGAUGACCCUGCCCUGAGUUUAAGGUCUAGCAUGAACCAGGCUGACCCCCGGACAGAGACCUCUGAGGAUGACACAGGGGACAAGGCCCCCAAGAGAGUCAAAUCCAUCAAAAAAGUGCCCAAAGCUGAGCCACUGGCUUCCAAGACGCUGAAGACCCGGCCCAAGAAGAAGGCCUCUGGUGGGGGCGACUCAGCUUGAGGUCCCCCACCCCCCUGCAGGCUACAGAGCAAGCAGAAAGCCUCAGCCCCACCCCCAGCCCCUGCUCUACAGCUGUGCCAGUGGCCCAGAUGUCUCAGGCCCAGGGGCACCUUCAGAUGGCUAUUUCUGGUGCCUGCCCCAGUGGCUGCUUCUCUGGAAAGGGCUUGGGAAAUAGGAGGGAGGCCCUGCUGUGAGGGUUGAGGGUAGAGGCUGAACCAGGGGCUGAGGACCGAGCGCCCAAGGAGGUGGGGGCUCCUGGGAGCCUGCACCAUUAUUCUUCCGCCCACCCAGUGCCUUGCUGAAGACCAUGGCCAUCCCCUUCUCUGAGAUCCUAGCAUGUCCCCACUAUUCUCCCCAGGGAGGGGGCACAGCCCACAUGAACUAUCUGAGAGAGAGGGAGUGAGUAGGGAAGGCCUUGGGCAACCUGGGCAGGGGCCUCCAGGCUUCAGCCAUCUGGGGUGGAGAUUGGUGUGUGCAUAAAUGACAGAAUGGCCAAGCUGGAGCUGCAGCAGGGGGGUUCUUUCCUGGCUAUGUACCUACCACAUGUCCCCACUAAGAAAAAGAAGUGGGGUUUCCAGGGGUGUGUGUGGGAGUGUGUGUGCACGCAUGCUCACAUGAGUGCAUCUUUCUGGAUCUAGCGCUGGGAGAAGCUUGGGUAAAGGACCUUCCCCCUCCCCCCUUCUCCCUUCCCAGCCCCACAACCAGCUGGCCCUUUCCCCUUCCCAUCCCUCCUGCCUAAUGGCUGAGCCUUGGUGAACUCCAGCCCAUGAGAAAAUGGGCUCCAAGGGGCCUCACACCUCGUCCUCUGUCCUGCAUUGCCCCUGGACUGGGCUCCUCAACCCCUCAGGCAACUGUAGGGGCCCCUGCUGAGCUGGCAACUUGCCUCUUCACCUGGAGGCCCAUCCUCCUCCCUCCCCUCAGGCAUUCUUCUUGUGCCAAGCUGACUGGGCCCUCUGUGAGCAGACCCUGCCAGAGCCCAGCUUCACCUCACAUCCUGCCCCAGCUUCUGCCUUGGUUUCAGUCAGGGUCAGGAGUAACAUGUGGACAAGAAAAGCUUCAGGAGCCAAGGUACUCCCAAUUCUGUGGAAAGAGGGUGAACAUUGUACCUUUGACACUGGAUGAACCAAUAAACCAAACUCUGGCACUUCAUGUUUUGGGGCCUCUGUGCUUUGUUCUUGCCCCGUCCAGUCCACAGGUGAGAGAUAAGGCCCAGCCAGGGCAGGGGGGUUGGGAGAAGAGAAGUCAGACUGGUGAACCCCAGGAUCUCUGAUUUUCAGUUGGUUCCAUCUGGAAAAACAUAUUUGGGGUUCAGUAUUUUUCUUUUUUAUAGAGCCAGGGGCCUAGGAGGGACCGAGGACUUAAGAAAGGUCAAGGGGAAAAAAAAAAAAAAAAGGGCCAAGGGUUGUCUUAGUCUUCGGAAUCCAGCCCUGAGGCCCCCUCCCCCAAUGGGCUUUCUGGUACCACACCAAAAGUGCCAGGUGUAGGCUCUGGGGACAAAAACUCUGAGGAGGCCCCCAGGGAAUAAAGAAUGAGAUUUAGGGCUUCUGGGCAGGGCCUGGGGGUUGGGUGGCCACAGUGCCUAGAAAGGCCAAGAAAUGAUGGGAGGGUAUAUGUGUGUGUAAACCAGAGCUGAGAGGAAGAAACAGGUGGGAAGAGGGAGGAGGCAGGUAUCAGAAACUAAGACAGGGGCUGUGGAAGAACUAGCUCCUGAAUCAAAAAAGGGGGCCAGCAAGGAGGACCGGAAACCAAGGGCUGGGUCCAAAGAGGCGAGCCUUGGUGUGGUACCAGGACAGGGAGGGGGUGAGCUCUGAACUGUUGGCCUAGAGGGAGGAUAGAAGAAAGAGGGAGGCAGCCAGGUAUGGGGCCUGAGCCCUCCCUCCAGAGAUAGAGCCAUAGUCACCAGGGGGCAAGAAACAAAAUUGGCUGAGAAUGAGAUUCUGGGAGGCCAGAACCCAGGAGAAGGGGAAGGACUGGAGGAAGACAAAGGAAAAGAAUGGAGAGGGAGGGAGGGAGAGCUGAGCAGAGAAAUAUCAACUCAGCCUUGUGGAGGGAAAAUGGAGGAAGCAGAACAUGAGGGGAUGUGAGUGGGGACUUGGACCCAGGCUCUGGAACCCAGGCUGGCCCCUGUCUUGGCAUCAGAGGGGCGUGUCCUCCCACCACACUUGAGCUAAGCUAGCCUCUUGAAAUGAGGUCAUGGUGGGGGCAGGAUGUGAGCUACCCCUCUCAUCUUCCCUGGAAUCCUCUAGAGGUCAUUCCUUUCACCAUUGGCCUCUGAGCAAUGUGACCCACUUCUCUAUCAGAAAAGAGGGGAAGGUGCCAGGACAGAAUUCAGGGGAGAGGUUCUGUUGUUCUAGAAAAAUCCCCAGAGAGUAAGAUGCUGCAGUCCCCUGCUAGCAGCUACCACAUGGCCAGGAAACCAGGCUAGGACCUCUGUAACCUAAAUCCCAUUUGCUGCAUACCUCGCGCACAUACUCAAAGGCUCACACUCAGAUACAUAUGCUUGCACCCACAGUGACUGGUGGCUAAGGAGGUCACUGCCAGAUCCCACAGUUCUCCAUGCACAUCUGGGUUUCACCAUGUCCACAGGAACAUGCUUAGAUUUCCACGCUCAUUGGUUUGUUGCCAUGGAAACAUCCAGGCUUCUAGAGCUCUAGGCAUAGAGCCUAAGCCCCUGUGGUACAGAGGAGGAGAGGGGAGAUAAAGGGUACCAAAAAAGAAUGGGUAGAAAGGCUCCUGGGAAGAGGCUGAUGGGACAUCUCUGGGUCUAGGCGACGUCUUGCUGUCUCCUCAUCCCCUGGGACAACCUGUCCUCUGCCCUCUGCCUCAGUAGAUUUUUCCAGACCAAUGAAGUGGGAAAGAGAUGUCAGGACAGAAGUGUAAGGUCAGAGCUCUGUGGAGGGUGCAGUCAGUGUGGGCUUGAUCACUGGCUGGGUCGCUGGGGAGUGUUGAGAGGUAAUGGCUUUGGAGUAGAGGCUGGAACUGAGGUCUAACCCUGUGUCCCAUGCCCAGGCCUCCUUAGGGAUAUUGGACAGCCCUCUAAGAAUAAGGCCCCUGUCUAUGAUAGCCUUAAGCCUCAAGCUGCUUCAGCUGGCUUCCCCUCCCUCCCUCGUGGGUGCCCACACCCAGAGAACCUGCUCAAAAUGGGAUUUCCAUGCUGUGAUGUCAGAGGAAAGCCAGCAGCUCCAGCCUGUGCCAGCUCUCGCUCUGAUCAGCAGAGCUGAGCCCCGCCUUGCAUGGCCUGGAGGGAGGGGGGCGGGCAGAGGAGGAGGGGUGGCUCUGUGGGUCCCGUCUCCACGUCUGGUGCAUCCGUGAUGAUAAGAGGAGGCUGUUUCCAGGCCAGAAGCCCCUGCUGGCUUCCAGGAGCCAGAUAAAAACCCCUAAAGAGCAAAAUAUCUCCAGCACCCUCCCUAACCUCAAUCUCUUCUGUUGUAACCUCUGGUUUGGUCCCCAUUGCCUUAAAUUUCAGCCAGCACAAGAUCACUCCCUGAUCUUCUCGGUUGCCGUAGUCUUUCCUCUCUGACCUGGGUCUGGUUUGCCUGGGGGAAAGGGGCACCUUGAAUCCUCAGACCCAGACAGCUAUCUUCAUUUUGGUCCUCCCGGGUCGCAUCUCGCAGAUGUUAGCUAGAAGCAACGAUGUGUGGGAGAGACACCUGCAGGGAGGGAAAAAGCCCACUAGAUGGCGCAGCUCCCUCCCAGUGCAAGAUUCCCCCCUCCUUGGGGGAGACAUCCUUCUCCCGCAGCCAGCCUCCUGCACGGCCUUAGGCAAGCAGAGGGCCUCACACUCUACUCCCUGGAGUUGGAGGCUCAUGAAGAAAAACACCCCUGUUGGUGGACAGGACAGAACGCCUGUGGAUUCUCGAGUAAUCGCUCCCAGCUUCCUAAACCCAUCCUGCGUGUGUACGUACACCUGCUCACUUCCCACAGGAGAUGGUCAGAUCAGGAAGGCAGACACUACCUUGGGAUGAGGACCAGGAGCAGGGACAUUGCCAGGCUAAUCUGAGAGGGCCUUGCAGCCUAAGGGACCCAGCCUGGGAUUCUAAAGUGGCAUCUAGAGAGGCGGCUGGAGCUGGUUUCAGGGACAGGUGGGGAGAGGGACAGACCUGGGCAGGGCAGAGAGGGUAGGGAACACCAGAGGUGAGGGAAGUUCACGCAGCUGCAGUUUCCCUGGAUAUGACCUCCAUAAGGGCCACAGUGGCAGUCACAGGCCUGGCCCAGGUUUCUCUGCCCCUUCCCUUAUUUCCAUUUGGGGUACUGUGGGGUUGAAAGAGGAGACAAAGACCCUAGUCCCCAAGCCCUAGCAUCCCAGGGCAUUUUUGCAGGGGCCAAGGGUGGGGCUCCUCACUGGUCUACCUUUCCCUGACCUCCUUCCUAAAUUGACCCCACCAGCCUUGCAUCCCCUAUGAAUAACCCUCUCCUUUUGUCACAGCCAGAUGAAUGAUUAAUAAAUAAUGCUGCCUGAAAUAUUGAUGGUGAGUUUUACACCAGCAUCGCUUAGCUGUGCCUGUCAAUGGGGAGCUUGAAGUCUGACAGGGCAAUGCACGCCCCUGUCCCUUGCCCCUAGACAGCUCUUUCCUGUCUCCCCUAACAGCAGGUCAUUCUUUGUCAAAAACCUCAUCUAGAAACAUGAUUCAGCCCCAUCAGCUGAGAAUAAAUGAACCAGUGAUGGUCUCAGCCAGGUGAGCAGAUGGGGCAGCUUCCCAGGGAAGGAUGGGGUAAGCUAAACCAAGCAGAGACCCUUCCUGUUACCUUUGUUUCCCAUAAUGUGGUCGAGGUAUCGUUUCCUCUCCUCCAUCAGCAUCUUGAACCUGCCGGUUCCAGUUUUCUAAGUGGCGGACUCAGAAAGAGGCAAAGGCCUCAGCCCCCAUCCCCUGCACCUCAACUAUUUGGAGCCUGAGCUUCUGGGACUCCUAGACUUCUGAAGACCAGAUGACUUUCAUCUGGUUUUGUUCUCCUGGAAGAAGGGAUGGAGAGAGAAGGAAGGGGAGGUGGAGAGUAGGAGGAACCAGUGGAAGCUCUUGAGUCCUCUUGAGCCCAGCUCACCGAGCAUCAGCUCCCUCCUUUGCAAAAGCCAGGCCCACUCAAACCUUUGCAUGCACAGUUCCUUCUACCUGAAGCACUCCUGUUCUCAGCUUCACUUAGUCAGCUCCUGUGUGUGCUUCAGCUCUCAGCUCAGAUGUGACUCCCCUGCCACACUCCCAAACUGUCAGGUGCCCCUCCAAGCCCUGUUGCACCCUUCCCCUCCCCCACCACACAUCACCCUGUUUGCCCAUUGCCUAUUUCCUGGCUGUUUCCCCACCAGACUGAAAGCCAGGAGUGGGUGAGGGGUUAGGCAAUGGGUCGGCCUGGUUCACCGCUGUUUCCCCUGCAUUUAGCACAGGGCCUGGCACACGAUAAGCACUCAGCACAUCUUUGUGGAACGUUUGAAUGAAGUUCCCGCAGCAUUCUUCCCCUCCUGGAAAAACACCACCCUUCAUAUCUCAGUGUCUCUCUGCUGAGCAGUUUGCCCACUCCUGAGGAGGGGUGUCUGAUCUAUACAGGAGCUGCCCAGGUCAGCUACCCUUGCUCUGGCUCCCCCAGCAUGUGCCGUGCUUGCUCUCUCCUUUUCUCUCUCUAACCCUCACACAGAUGGGAGUCAGCUUUCCAGCCACAUUCAGUUCUCACUUUAAUUCAAAAGCUAAAUUGGGAGGAAGAGCAGUUUCACACUCCCGAUUUAGCCUGGGAGAAAAAAAGUGAGACAGCCUGAAUGUUGUCAGAGAAAGGAGAAAGUUGGGUCCAGGCUGGGGGGUACCCAGAGCCCAAGAGAAGGCAGUGGAACCCCAUUACUCAGCUCCUAAAAAUAAACCAGCCCAGAACUAUCACCCCAGAAACCAGAAGACAAAACAAAACCCAUUGCCUUCGAGUCGAUUCUCACUCAUAGAGACCCUAAAGGACAGAGUAGAACUGCCCCAUAGGGUUUCCAUGUAGUACCUGGUGGAUUCAAACUGCCGACCUUUUGGUUAGCAGCUGUAGCCCUUAACCACUGUGCAACCAGGGUUGCCUAUCAACCCAGGGUGACCCCUAAAGCCUCUUUCCUAGACCAGUUUAGCCACUGCAGGCAUUACCCAGUCUGGGGGGUGGG
This is a messenger RNA of Loxodonta africana (African savanna elephant), 6900 nucleotides long. RefSeq names its product receptor accessory protein 2 (gene REEP2). NCBI's taxonomy places the organism in Eukaryota, Metazoa, Chordata, Mammalia, Proboscidea, Elephantidae. Gene Ontology annotation, molecular function: taste receptor binding; microtubule binding. The record is from RefSeq and is a predicted model, not a curated record. Gene Ontology annotation, cellular component: endoplasmic reticulum membrane; cytoplasmic microtubule. Bases 132 to 782 code for a protein of 216 amino acids. The transcript is spliced from 7 exons.